Molecule: messenger RNA, 4317 nt
Organism: Exophiala mesophila
Lineage: Eukaryota; Fungi; Ascomycota; Eurotiomycetes; Chaetothyriales; Herpotrichiellaceae
Exons: 1
Coding region: 1159-4200 (1013 amino acids)
Source: RefSeq, a predicted model, not a curated record
CUUGUCCCUUGCUCCUGCUGCAGGCUGACGAUCCAACCCCGUCCAGCAAUCCAACAAUCCAUUUCUCUCCAGUCGUCGGAUCUGUCUUACUAUUCGUUCCUCUUCCUUAGUCUCAUCCUCUUCCACCUCCUCUCAACCUCCACCGCCUUUUGUGAGACCCUCGUUGCCAUCAUGUCGGUAUGUCCUCGUUGAAUGCAUAUCCUCUGCAUUCGCCAUUUAUGUACUGCCACUCACUAACCCGUUACGUCCAUCAAACAUCCUUCGAGUCCAUCUCAUCCUCCACACCUCUCUCCACUUUGCCUCAAACACGCUCCCUAGACUUCAAUCUGUAACUAAUUCCUGCAAAACACAACCGCCAUGCCCCUCGGCUGUGUUAGUCCCCAGUUUUCAUCCUGUCAUACUGUUCUGUGUGCCUGCCCAUGCUGCCCUGCGAAAACACUCAUCCUCAGUAGUAGUCUUUGAUCUACGUCUUCACCACCCCAGACCCUCAACAUGUCCAUCCCUUUUCUAAUCCUCUAGCUCUAGUUCUCUUCCAUCACUGCCGUGACAGCCCUAUUCUGUCUUCUGACAUGAACCUGGUCCGGUCCAAUAUCAUCAGCCGUACCACUUGAUCCUCUGUUUGCCGCUCACCUGUCCCUCUCACGCCCCUCUCCGGCACUGAAUCUCCUCUUCUACCGCCUUCCUAUACCUUGCUCCACUUCACAGCGUGGGCCAAGAAGACGUGCGUCUGUCGCUUGCGUUGCCUCUUCGUUGGUUCGAGUACCCUCGACGUGCGAGCCCACUGUUCGACGUGGCUUGUCCGGCUCUACUCCCAACGCCGAUCUGAUUACCUCGAUCCGGCCUCAUACUUCUCCUCCGCUACCCAAACAUCCUACGACCCUUUUCAACCAACCCACCUAAGGCUUGAGUCAGACUCGCUGCAAAACCUAGACUACCUCCGACAGGAACGAAGAGUGCUCCCUUGACUCUUCAAGACUACAAACUUCCCUUGGGCAACCUAGGACCAUUGCUCUCGCAUACGCAACCUGUCUACAGAGACUCUCGUCCUCCUUCCGGACCCCCGCUCCGUCCGAGAGGCCUAAGGCUCGGCCCGUCACUUCCUGGCCAUGAGUACAUGUUCACCCACACUGCUUGUGGCGCGAAGGACUUGAGAAAACCAUGCAGUGGCCGCCGUCCCCUCUGGUAGAGGACGAAGAUGUCUCUCUUGCCAAAGAAUGUAUCGCCCGUGUCCCUCUCGAGUCGCUCAAGACCGACAAUCAAGGUGCACAUAGCCGGGGUCCCGUCGACCAAUAUCCCAUAAUCCUCGACAAUGUUGGUCCUGAACCUUCUCUUCAAUCACAGCCCCCUGCUGCACAGAAACCAUGCGAGCUGACCCCAGAUAACUCCUCAAUUGAUGAGCAACAAGAACCAAAAUCCCCCUCCAGCGCCAACACCGAGAGGAGAUUUGUCUUCAUCCCUUCCAACAGCAGCGAGCCCAAAGGGGACAAUGCUCGCCAGACAGACUCUUCCAACAAGACAAAGGACAGGCAGACUUUAUCACCGCCGAUAAUUCACCGCUCAAAGUCUACCACCCAACUCAAGGACCAAGAUUCCCCCAGGGGCAGGCCACAUGUCUCCCGUAUUCACACCGAUGUUGGGACAGAACCAGGUGAACGACGUCAACAUGACCUUCGUGCUCCAUCGCCCUAUGCUCAUACAUACAUAUCAUCGCGGACGAGCACUCGAGAUAACUUGUUAUCUCCUAUGGAUGCUCAUCAUGUGAAGCGGCCUGUUUCGGUCCAUCCCCGGUCCAAGGGCCAAUUGCAUGAUAGCAGUGAUUCUGACCACAAGCCAAGGUCAAAGAGACACCAUGAGAGGAGCCGCAGCCGAGCUCCUCGUUACAGUCCCUCUCAGGCCCACCGUACAGAACCCCAGAGUUCUACCUCACAGCGAUCAAGGUCCAUUCGACGCCGAAGUCCAGAUUCAAAAGCAGCUCGUGAUGACCGCCGCUAUCGGAGUCGUGGUCCAGCAGAGGGGGGUGUCGGCCACUACAUUUAUACAGACCCAGAGGGCAUCACUCCGCCCCAAACCCCCAAGCCACCAAAUGACUCUGCGAGGUCAUCCACCCUAGAUACAGGCUUCGUAGCUGGGCCGCCAGCCACCAAGUCUAAUAAACGUGGUGUCUUAGACUCACCUUAUACAUCUUCUGCCGAAGAAAGCCAGGGCCGACAAUACGGCACAGGUGAUGAGAAGAGAUCUGCUCAUCGGGCGCGCUCCCGCCGUGGCUCCCGUCUCUACCGGGACAGAGACUCCGAACUACGGUCCUUGUACGGCCACGAGCAAGCCCCUCAAGACAAGGUGGAGAGAAAAAGGCUCAGCAAAGACUACGACUUGUCAGAGCCAGCCCUACGGGGAGAAAGUAUCCGCAGCCAGGGGUCGUCCCACAGGUCGUCAAAGGAUGCCAAAGAUUUCGAAGACGUUUUUGUGAAAGCAAUGGCGGCUAACGACAAAAAGCGAACCAGCAACAUCCAAUCUCGUCCAGCCUCACCAUUGAGCUCGGCCCCACAAAGUCCCCCUCACACUCCACGAGGCGAAAGCUCAGCUCGAGACUACUUUGAACCUCCGUCUUCUUCGAAAGCACCUGCACAUACCUCGAGGCCUAACUCGGCUGAAGACGCACGCUACAAGGAUUUCAAGACCAAUGCAACCCUGCUUGGAGUGGCCACUCUGGGUGCAUCGAUAGCGUCAAAGAUUAUCCCCAGCCUGUCACGCUCAAACACCAACAACUCGCUCGAGUCUCCCAGCUCGUCCAGCAACAAUCGAUCAAGGAAGAGUUCCCCAAUACUGGUGGACGGAGCAUUGCCAUCGCCUCCAGCCUCGGCACCCGUGACGCGUCACAAUUCAUAUGCUUCUCGAGAUGACAAUAUAAUCUCGCGCAGCACGACCCAUAUGAGUCACGAUGAACGUGGGCUGCCCAGCAAUGUUGUGCAAUCACCCGUCCAAAUUGAUGUCCCACGUUCUGCGUCAAGGGCAGCAUCAUAUUCCUACUCUCCUGACCAGCAUAGGCCGCCUGCACCAUUCCGAGCACAGUCUAGCAAUCUGGCGACGAAUCAGCCGACAAUGUAUGUCUACCCUCAGCCGCCACAGCCCACAACACCGGCAUUUUUCUACCAUGAAGAUAUGGGAAAGGCUGUCGCUCGACUGCCACCCUGCUCUCGACCCAAACCUGUUGCAGGCUAUCACGACUGGUACACCAUUCGCGAAUUAGGCAAUGUGCAAUUCUGUCCAGCCUGCACCAAGCUUUUGGGGGCUUCUCCAUUUCGGAGUUACUUGGUUCCACGAUUCUCACAGGAUCCUGGAGCCGUGGGUUGUAGCAUGGGUCAAAUAUGGUUCCGAAUUGGAUGGGUGCAGACGACGAGACAACCGAGGCAAGACUUCAAGUUGCUCCGAAGACUCUGUGCCGAGCCACCUCCAUCCACUAUGAAGUGCAUGGGAUCCCGAACUGACAUCAGAAGAUGGUACCACUUGACCGAUCCGAGGUCCAAGCGACCUGUGGAGGGAUUCGAUGUCUGCUCCUCGUGUGUGAGGAAUCUUGACAUGAUCUUUCCCCAAUUAUUGGAAUGCAAGCUGUUUGACCGGCCUACCAACACGCUCUCCAAAGAGAAAGUGUGUACCCUGAAUACCAGCAGUCGACAUUUCCUAGACAUUAUUACAGACUUGGACAGGUUGGCUAUCCGUCAGCAGAAAGGCUAUCUCCAAGAUAAAGACGUGGAAGGAUUCGUGGACCACGUCCGGGGAUACUGUCGCUACCGAGAGUGUAGACGCGAUACGAUGCUAGACACGCUCAUGUGGCACCAUAUUCACGAUCUCCCAGAGCUGACCAUUUGCGAAGAUUGCUACAUGGACUUCGUGUGGCCACUAGUGAAUCGACCGAUAGCGCGGGAAGUCAGCAAAUCUCUGACGCCAGUGCCCGCACGUCGUCGGAACCAAAUGAUUCGAGGAAUCAGCUGUCAACUCUACAGCCCACGAAUGCGGGCAAUCUUCUUGAACACCGUUAACCGCAACGACUUUGAAACCUUGAAGGCUGCGGCGAUCCAGAGAUUCGAGAUGGAGCAUCGGUGUCAAGAGAUGCAUCGGCGGCUGGAGGAGGAAAUGAAACUGGGAAUAGACAGAAGCACGGAGAUUGAAGACAACAUUAAACGCUGGCAGGCAAUCGAAUGAUGAUGAAGCAAUGAGCUACGAUUGAUGAUAGGUUUAAUGUCUCAGGUUGGGGACAUGCGGAAUCAGAUUGACCGAGAUUACAAAAGUGAAAAUCGGACUUUGACUGGAACGAUACCC